Messenger RNA from Drosophila novamexicana, 3076 nucleotides. Its product is annotated as putative fatty acyl-CoA reductase CG5065. The transcript has 5 exons. Gene Ontology annotation, biological process: long-chain fatty-acyl-CoA metabolic process. The coding region runs from base 1629 to 2459 and encodes 276 amino acids. Gene Ontology annotation, molecular function: alcohol-forming very long-chain fatty acyl-CoA reductase (NADP+) activity. Gene Ontology annotation, cellular component: peroxisome. The record is from RefSeq and is a predicted model, not a curated record. Lineage: Eukaryota; Metazoa; Arthropoda; Insecta; Diptera; Drosophilidae.
UCGUGUGCCUAAUAACUGUGGGGCUUUCAGCUGGUGAGGCACGUCGCCUUAAGCUUGGUUGCUUGCUUCCUUAAGUUUAAUCAUAUUUUACGUAUAUUUUUUAAAUAUUAUUUUCUGCUGGCUUUCCGCCCUGCCGUCUAUAAAAGUCUCGCUUGGCAAAAAGAAAAACCAAAAAACCAUGCAAUUAAUUUGUCUUAGCUUUUCCUUGCAACCAGCUGCAACAAUCCGUUUUCUGGUCUCGCUCCGGGCUAGCUCUUAACUCAUUCUACAGACUUUACGACUCUAGGCAAAUGGCAAUUGAAAUAAAAGUUGAGAUUUCUCAUUUGCAAGUGUGGGGCUAAAAACCUGAUCCUACGGCUGCAAUUCGCAUUUUUUUUUUUUUUCAAUUAGAUGGAACGGCAAAAGUGUGUUUGUAAUUGAGCAAACGGUUAACUUCAGAUAAUUGACCUUUUUGUUGACCCCACUGAAUUUACCUAACGGAAAAAAUACUCAAAAUGAUUUAAAAAAUAUAUUUCUGCGAACGAUUAACUGUAAUUAUAUUAUACUGCAUUCGCAAAUUACCUAAACGAUGGUCAUAAAAGGGAACAGCUCGUUAAAAACAGUUAACUUUUUUAUAAUUUCAAUAUUUAAAAGAGGCUAUCUUUGAUCAGAUUAUUAAAGAUAUUUGUUAGCGAAUUAAGUCAAGUUUUUUAAAUGUAUAAGGCUGAAGAGAUGGUUUUCUUAAAGUUAUAGAUCUGUAGUUUAAUGCCAAAUUCAGUGUGUACAUAUGUAUUUUACGCGACGAUUAAAACAUGGCCGUUUUUUUUGGAGGCCACUGUAAGCUGAGUUAAUGGAAACAAUUUAAAACGGUAUUAGGAGUCUUAUUGUAUUAUAAUAUUUAGCAUAUACUCUCAGUUAAAUGCAGUCUGAGCUCAAAUCCGCAAUUUGUGGGCAUACAAAAUGUGCAAAAUGUGUGCUGCACAGUGUAUUUGAGUAAAGCGCGACCCGCUUUCAAUGACAAUCGAACUGUUUAAAUAUUGAUCAAUUGAUGACUUUGUCAGCGUUAAGUUCGCAAAGUUCAAAUCUGUUAGCGCGGCUCUUUAAAAUGGGAUUGGCAACUGGUCGCGUGAAGUUGCCUAAUUGAAAGCCGCACUUUUCGACUGCGCGGUGGGUGUGGCACAAGUUUUGGUUAAGUUAAAAGCGCCUUGUUUUUUUUUUUUGCCGACUGCUAAUUGAUAGUUUUGGAUGCUUUAGCGUACCUUGUGUGUUCGUCUUUAAACUGUGUAUCCGUGGCACGUUUGUAUAUCUUGUGUUUGUAUGUCAGAGCCAUAAUUGACACCGCCUGCUAAGCACAUGAAUUAGACCAACAACACUGAAAACAACAACAACAAAACGCUUGAAAAGAGUGUGCAAAAGUGUGUUAAGUACUCGACAGACGGGGGGUUUUGUACACACUGGCAGCACGCCAGCGAGAUGGGAGGCUGGCUCAGCGGACAGCUUAAUAGUCUGGCAAGGCUUUCGAUACAAUGUAAAAUCAAUCGAUAGUCAACAAAUUAACUGUAAGCAGCUGGCAAAGGGCUUGCCAAACGGCAUGUGUCCCGUUGUAAUGCAAAUAGCAUUUUUUUCAAAUAUUUUUUAACGUGCUGUCAAUGUGUACAAGCCCGCCCAGGAAAACAACAACAAACAAUGUUUCACCGUCGGCCUAUGAGCCCGUGCCCGGCUGGGUGGAUAAUCUGAAUGGACCCACUGGCCUGAUGGUGGGCGCUGGCAAGGGCGUCAUUAGAUCCAUGCUCAUCGAUACACGCCACAAAUCCGAGGUCAUACCGGUGGAUUAUGCAAUCAAUGGCCUCUGCGUCAUACCAUAUCAGUUUGCAAUGGAACAGCGACCGGUGGAUGUACCCGUUUAUAAUAUCACGUGCGCCGAUCAUCGCAAGAUGCAAUGGGGCGAGGUGAUUGAGAUGAGCAAAAAGAUUGGCUAUCAGUACCCAAUGGAGGCGGGUCUCUGGUAUCCGGAUGGCUGCAUAACCACCAAUAGAUUCCAUCACAAUAUCAAUGUGCUGCUCUUCCAUUGGCUGCCCGCCUAUGUCAUCGAUUUUAUGCUCUUCAUUUUGGGCCAGAAGCGUUUUAUGAUACGUGUACAGAAUCGCAUCUCUGUCGGAUUGGAGGUGCUGCAGUUCUUCACCAUGCGCGCCUGGUACUUCAAGUCGGAUGCCUAUGCCUCGCUCUGGAGCAUGCUGACAGAAGCGGACAGGAAAAACUUUAACAUGGACAUGGAUCCCGUCGAGACCAUACCCAUGUACAUUGAGUCCUGCGUGCAGGGCGGUCGUCAGUAUCUGAUGAAGGAGUCGCCCGAUUCGCUGCCCCGUGCGCGCCGCCAACUCAUGCUGAUGUAUCUGUUGGAUCGUGCGUGCAAGACGAUUAUCGUUGGUUUCCUGGGUUACUGGAUGUUCGGCUUGGUCUCACGCCUUGUGGGUGUCUGAAGCGGGAGUGGGAUCUCUAGAAAAGAGUGGGAGAGAGAGAUUGGAAGAGAGAAUUGGGAAGCAUAUAGCCAAAACAUUUGCGCGCUUUAUCAAUAUUGCUUAGGAUCGCUUUUUUUAUGGGGUACAAAACGUUUUUUCGCAUAUUUGCUUUUUAGCCUUAAGUCAAGUGAUUCGAUGAAAUGCAAUAAAACGGUUCGAUAACUUAAAAUGUGUACGUGUUCGAGUGUUGAGUAUUAUUGCACAAGUGCUCAAAGGACUACGCCAGAAGCCAAAAAAAAACAAAACAACAAUGCACUCACAAUAAACACACACAAUACAAUACAAAGGAAGACAAUAUCAAAAUCAAGGUUUCAACCGGAUUUCAAUAAGGGUUGAAACUCGAAAAGUUUUACCUAUUCGUAAAUUACAAUGAAUACAUUUAAGACACGCACAACAUUCACAGCAAUUCACUACUUAAACACACCUACUCACACACACAUAAACAAACACACACACACACAUGCACACUUAAUUGGCUUUCGGUUAUCAUCCAGCUACAACAGUCAGCAAAUCAUCCUGGGCUACUUGGUAUGUAGAGUCUCCCAUUUACGCCGAAAGUCUAAUACUCUUCCGUAUCC